This is a messenger RNA of Exophiala spinifera, 1260 nucleotides long. RefSeq lists its product as uncharacterized. The transcript is spliced from 2 exons. Lineage: Eukaryota; Fungi; Ascomycota; Eurotiomycetes; Chaetothyriales; Herpotrichiellaceae. The record is from RefSeq and is a predicted model, not a curated record. Gene Ontology annotation, biological process: autophagy; peptidyl-serine phosphorylation. Bases 1 to 1260 code for a protein of 419 amino acids. Gene Ontology annotation, cellular component: cytoplasm. Gene Ontology annotation, molecular function: ATP binding; protein serine/threonine kinase activity.
AUGCUCCCGACACCACCGUCGUCCCCCGAACUCACAACCUCUUGUGCGCCAGAGGACAGACUGGGGUGUGUACUUGCUGGCCGAUUGGAACUUGUCUCCGUCCUUGGAGUGGGCGCCUAUGGAGUGGUCUACCGUGCCGUCGACAUCUUGACCAAUGUCCCCUAUGCGGUGAAGGCUCUUCCCAAAUCCGGAUUGGAUGCCAGACAGCGGCGUUUCCAACGACGAGAGAUUGCUCUGCACCACCGAGCGAGCCAGCACCCCAAUGUUGUUUCGCUGUUGCGCAUCUUGGAUAGCCCGGACUGCACCUUUGUCGUGAUUGAAUUCUGCCCUGAAGGCGACCUCUUCUCGAACAUCACUGAACAUGGCCAUUUCGUGGGCGAUGACCAACUGGUCAAGCAUACGUUCUUGCAAGUUUUGGAUGCCGUCCAGUACUGCCAUUCCGUUGGGAUCUACCAUCGCGAUCUGAAACCCGAGAACAUCCUGGUUACCAACAAUGGAAGCACCGUCAAGUUGGCCGAUUUUGGACUUGCCACCACCGACGCAGUCACAUCCGACUUUGGCUGCGGGUCUACCUUCUACAUGUCGCCAGAAUGUCAACAAGCUCCAUCAAGGCCAUAUGCUCGCUACGCUGCCGCGCCCAAUGAUGUAUGGAGCCUUGGUGUUAUCCUGGUGAACUUGACCUGUGGUCGCAACCCAUGGAAAAAGGCCUCUCCCGAGGAUUCCACGUUCAGAGCAUUCCUCCAGGAUCCGCACUUCUUGAGCUCGAUCUUGCCCAUUUCUGUUGAACUCAACAUGAUCUUGCGCCGCAUCUUCGAGUGUGAUCCACACAAGAGGAUUAGUCUCCAGGAACUCCGGGAGUUGAUCAUCAAUUGUCCGAGGUUGACCAUUAACUCCUACAACACUCUACCUCCGUCACCUCCUGCAUCCCCAUAUGCUUAUGUGGACUCCAUGGAUUGUGCCAACCUGGCCCUGCCACCGUCACCACCUGCAUCGCCUUCUCCUCCAGCACCGUUCCACACGCAACCCUCGGAGUGGUCACUUUUUGGCCCGACCUCCAAGUCAGGCUCAUCUUGUUCUUCUGUUUCCACGGAUUCCGGGUACGAAUCUGAAACCGUUUUCAACGAGGCUGGCCUACAUUUGCAACCGGCUCCGGUUUUCAAUUUCUACGGCAAUGUUAUCCCGUUGAACGACGACGAAAAGCCAACUACCUAUCAUCCUUAUUCUCCACCUGGUUACGGCCCGUCAGUCGCCACUUAUUAA